AUGAAUACCAUCGCUAACAUAAUACAGGAGCUGCGUGACUAUUGGGCAGACCAUUUCUCACGCAGAUUUCUACCUAAGAGGCCUCCCCUUCGCCGAAUCAACUCCAUUUCCACUUUCUACCUCCUGGACUACAGAACCCGGCAGGCUGAACUGGGUUUGGAUUACGGUCCUCCGCGGGCUCAGCUGAGUGAUGCCAAGUUUGUCUUCCAGGAUGGCAAAUGGCAAGGUGAGAGUGGCCUCUCUCAUCGGCCACCACUGCUACAGUUAUUCUCCUCCCAUGACCGGGAGCAGUCCUGUAAGGUAAUGAAGAAGGAGAACAAGGCUCUCCUGGAGGAGAACAAUUACCUGAAGCUGCAGCUCGAGCUGCUGAUGGACAUGCUGACAGAAACCACAGCCAGACUGCACAUGGAGGAGAAAAAGAUGGACAUCCCCACAUGGCACACCAAGAUCAAGAAGCCAAAUAAGGUGUUGAUGCUUAAGUCCUAG
Gopherus flavomarginatus (Mexican gopher tortoise) is the source of this 486-nucleotide messenger RNA. It is a transcript of the gene CBY3, whose product is annotated as chibby family member 3. The record is from RefSeq and is a predicted model, not a curated record. Bases 1 to 486 code for a protein of 161 amino acids. The transcript has a single exon. NCBI's taxonomy places the organism in Eukaryota, Metazoa, Chordata, Testudines, Testudinidae.